UAUUACUGAGCGUCAUGGAUUUUCUUUCCGUUUCCUUACAACCACUAACUGUAAGUUUAGCAGCAAUUCUUUUAGCUAUCUUUAUGGUUGGACUUCAUGCCAGAAGAUUAUGUGAGAAGACUCAGAAGAGAAAGAGAUACCAUCCUGUUGCCGGAACUGUCUUAAACCAGCUGAUCAACUUCCAUCGGCUGCACGAUUACAUGACUGAGCUUGCAUGCAAAUACAGAACUUACAGGUUGCUUGGCUUUUUCAGAAGUGAGGUUUACACCUCAGAUCCUGCAAAUGUUGAAUACAUGCUCAAAACAAACUUUGCAAAUUAUGGCAAGGGCUCGUACCACCACAGCAUUUUGUCAGAUAUUGCAGGGGAUAGUAUUUUCACUGUAGAUGGGGAAAGUUGGCAGCAUCAGAGGAAGCUCUCAAGCUAUGAAUUCUCAACCAAAAUAAUGAAAGACUUCAGUCUGCAAGUAUUCAAAACCAAUGCAGUAAAACUUGUUAAAAUAAUUUCUGAAGCUGUAAGCUGCAACCAAGCAAUAGAAAUCCAAGAUUUGCUUAUGAAAUCAUCCUUAGACUCAAUCGUCAGGAUUCUCCUUGGUAUCGACCUAGACACAACGAGUGGAAAGAAUGAAGACGGUAUCCAGUUUUCCUAUGUCUUUAAUGAAGCAAACGAAUUUAUCCUCUAUCGAUAUGUCGAUUUCUUCUGGAAGAUCAAGCGGUUCUUAAACAUUGGUUCUGAAGCAGUGCUAAAAAAUCAUAUCAAAAUGGUAGAUCAAUUUAUGUAUAAAUUAAUCACAAGCAAGAUAGAUGCAGUCCAUAAGUCAGAGCUACCUCUAAAAAAAAGAGACUUUAUUUCAAGGCUUUUGGAAACGAAAGAGACCAAUCCAAAGUAUAUUAAAGACAUGGGGGUCAAUUUUAUUAUUGCCGGGAAAGACACUGUUGCUACUGCUCUUUCUUGGCUUUUUUAUAUGAUCUGCAAGUAUCCUCGUAUACAAGAAAAGAUUGCACAGGAGGUUAGAGAAGCAACCAAUCUGAAAGAUAAUUCAAGCGUGGAUGACUUUGCAGCCAGCCUUACUGAAGAAGUCCUAGACAAAAUGCAAUAUCUCCAUGCAGCUUUGACUGAGACUCUCAGACUGUACCCUGCAGUUCCAGUGACUGCAAAGGUCUGUUUUUCCGAUGAUACCUGGCCAGAUGGAUUCAGUGUCAAGAAAGGGGAUAUGAUAGCAUACCAACCUUAUGCCAUGGGCAGGAUGAAGUUUCUAUGGGGUGAUGAUGCAGAAGAGUUUCGGCCAGAGAGAUGGCUCGAUGAAAAUGGCACUUUCCAGCCAGAAAGCCCUUUCAAAUUCACAGCCUUCCAGGCUGGUCCCAGAAUUUGCUUAGGAAAAGAAUUUGCUUAUAGGGAGAUGAAGAUCUUUUCUGCUGUGCUUUUAAGAUACUACACAUUCAAGCUGAGCGAAAAGAAAAUAAGGGUCAAUUACAGGACCAUGAUCAACCUCUAUAUUGAUGGGGGACUCUACGUGCUUGCGUCUCCAAGAUUGGAGCUUGAAAGAUCUUAG
Molecule: messenger RNA, 1550 nt
Organism: Fragaria vesca subsp. vesca
Lineage: Eukaryota; Viridiplantae; Streptophyta; Magnoliopsida; Rosales; Rosaceae
Product: cytochrome P450 704C1-like
Exons: 6
Coding region: 15-1550 (511 amino acids)
Molecular function (GO): heme binding; monooxygenase activity; iron ion binding
Source: RefSeq, a predicted model, not a curated record